Messenger RNA from Magnolia sinica, 399 nucleotides. RefSeq names its product serine/arginine-rich splicing factor SC35-like. NCBI's taxonomy places the organism in Eukaryota, Viridiplantae, Streptophyta, Magnoliopsida, Magnoliales, Magnoliaceae. Gene Ontology annotation, molecular function: RNA binding. The transcript has a single exon. The coding region runs from base 1 to 399 and encodes 132 amino acids. The record is from RefSeq and is a predicted model, not a curated record.
AUGGGUGGAAGAGGAGGAGCAGGAGCUCCUGGUUUUAGCUUCUUUGUCAGCAACAUGACAUUUGAUACUUCAGAGGAGGACCUCCAUAGGAUUUUCGGUAAAUAUGGGAAGAUACCUGAUGUUUCCGCCCCAUGGGAUGACAUGCACAAUUGUCAUCGGGGUUUCAGAUUCGUCAGAUUCCACUAUGUUGCGGACGUUUAUACAGCAAUAAGGAUUCUCCAUGGGAAACGUGUGGACGGCCGCAUCAUCACGGUCACGUUGGCCAACUCCAAAAAGGCUUCUUCCCCACCCAAAUACAGGAUGCUCCGAACUCCUCUCAAAACCCCAAAACAGAUUUUUAGAACCAGACAUUUAUGGCAGGGAGAAAUAGGGCCUCCUUUCCCCUGUUUGGGAAAUUAG